Molecule: messenger RNA, 897 nt
Organism: Striga hermonthica
Lineage: Eukaryota; Viridiplantae; Streptophyta; Magnoliopsida; Lamiales; Orobanchaceae
Source: the annotation of a GenBank genome assembly
AUGCUGAUAGGAACUGUGCCAAACGUUCGCUGGGCCUUCUACAGGGCUUGUACACUGGGCCUUAACAUGAAUCGGGCUUUUACCUGGCUACCUCAAGUUGGGCCGCGUGAUGGGCUGAGGGGUGGCCACACCUGGGAGCGGGAGCACACAGCAGAUUUAUUGAGGAAAUUUGGCAAGAUUGACUGCAAGCCGUUAUCGACACCAAUUGAAGCAAACGCCAAGAUAUGUGCUCAAGAUGGAAAAGACUUGGAGGAUGCAACUAUGUACAGGAAGCUGGUCGGAAACCUAAUCUACCUAACCCUAACACGGCCAGACAUUUCAUAUGCAGUGGGAAUUGCAAGUCGAUUCAUGGAGAAACCAAAGAAGCCACACCUCGAGUUAGUCCAGCGCAUACUAAGGUAUGUAAAAGGAUCAAUCGAUUAUGGACUAUUUUAUCAAAAGAAUAAAGAUAUAAAAAUUAUUGGCUAUUGCGACGCGGACUAUGCAGGAUGUGGUGAUACGAGAAGGUCCACUACUGGGUAUGUGUUCAAGUUUGGGUCAGCUGCAAUAUUAUGGUGUAGCAAAAGACAACCGACAGUGUCCCUAUCUACAGCAGAGGCUGAGUAUCGAGCAGCAGCAAUUGCGGCACAAGAAACCACAUGGCUUAUGCAAUUAUUUAGAGAUCUACAUCAGUCAUUUAGCUAUGCGGUACAACUAUAUUGUGAUAAUCAAUCUGCUAUACACAUAGCAGAAAAUACCGCAUACCACGCUAGAACAAAACAUGUUGAAGUUCAUUAUCACUUCGUUAGAGAAAAAGUGCUCAAAGGGGAGAUAGAGAUGAAGCAAGUUGGUACAGAAGACCAAGUAGCCGACGUUUUCACCAAAGGGCUCAAUUUUUCAAAAUUUAAAGAGUUCUGA